Papilio xuthus (Asian swallowtail) is the source of this 1210-nucleotide messenger RNA. RefSeq lists its product as uncharacterized. Bases 197 to 1210 code for a protein of 337 amino acids. The record is from RefSeq and is a predicted model, not a curated record. NCBI's taxonomy places the organism in Eukaryota, Metazoa, Arthropoda, Insecta, Lepidoptera, Papilionidae. The transcript has 2 exons.
AUCUGAUAAUAAUAAGUGUCUCAGUACAGAGGAUAUUUAAUGAUCAAAUAGUAGGUAGAUUAAUAUAACAGGUUCGUAAUGUCUUUACAAAUAAAUCAGUCCACCCGUUGACCCCGCCUUUUAUUGACGUUCCUUACACUGGCGACGAGGCGAAUACCGCGCGAUAUAAAAAAAAAAAAGUUAAACACUUGUAAACAUGUCGAUCGGAAAAUUGGAGCCGUUUGAUUUAGGCAGCAAACAGUGGCCGGCGUAUGUCCGUAGGGUUCAACAAUUUAUAAUACUGAACGAGAUCAAGUCGCAGUUACGAGUGUCGCUGCUCAUAACGGUCGUCGGUGACGCAACAUAUUCGCUGAUGUGCGAUCUGUGUUCGCCGGCGCUCCCGGAGGAGAAGACAUUUGACGAGCUUGUACGUUUGGUGUCGGAACAUUUGGAACCGCAACGUUCGGAAAUAGCAGAGCGCCAUGUAUUCAGACUGCGUAGACAAGAGGUCGGUGAAUCGCUAGCUGACUAUUUAAAAGCGCUUAAACAUUUGGCAACGACCUGUAAUUUCCGCGAGGCUCUGGAAGAAAACUUGAGAGACCAAUUUGUGUCCGGACUCGCUAGCGAAGCGAUGCGCUCGAGGAUUUUUGCUGAAAGGAGCAUCCGAUAUAAAGAGGCGGUGGAGCUGGCGUUUGCGCUAGAGGCUGCGGAGAGGCACGCGGGGGUAAGCGCCGUCACGGGCGCGACGGCAACCUCAGGUGCGGGCAGCGGUGGAGAGGCGGCGGUCGACGGCAUGCAUAGGGUUAGCGCACAACGUGGCAGGGGACGAGGUGCAAAGGUCGGCGGCGGCGCAGGGGUGUGCGGGUGCAGCGCCGGCGGUGCGGAGCGAGCGGACGGCGCGGACGCGGGCGCGGGUGGCGGCUUGCGGGAGUUGGGCGGUGCCGAGCGCUGUUGGCGCUGUGGGAAGCCGCACCGAGCGGACCGAUGUAGGUUCGCGCAAUAUAAUUGUGAUGAGUGCGGUAGGCGCGGGCAUAUAAAAGUAAUGUGCAAAGAACUGCGUGAGCGUGGCCGUUUGAAUGGCAGCCGCCAAAACUUCGUUAGUGAUGUAAGCUCGGACGAAGAUUUUUUUAAUAUUAAUGUAAUGUCUGAAGAUGACGAUUCUUUUAUAUUACCGUUGAAUCAUGGUCGGCAGUUGGUAGCACUGUGGCGUGGCGUGCUCGCGGUCAAUUAA